Lottia gigantea (owl limpet) is the source of this 477-nucleotide messenger RNA. RefSeq lists its product as hypothetical. The transcript has a single exon. Bases 1 to 477 code for a protein of 158 amino acids. The record is from RefSeq and is a predicted model, not a curated record. NCBI's taxonomy places the organism in Eukaryota, Metazoa, Mollusca, Gastropoda, Lottiidae.
AUGAAACAUUUGAGACAUUCUCCAAAACCAGCCUUACUUCUUGGGUCUUCUGGAUUAAUUCCCUUUAUAAGUGCGCCAUGUUAUUUGAUCAUGUCCCAAACAUACUUGCAUCACAUUGCGUUUGCUCAGUUGAUGUAUGGGGCUACAAUAUUAUCUUUUUUAGGCGGUGUCAGAUGGGGAUAUGUUAUAACCAAAGAUGAAUUGUUAAACUGGUUCAAUUUGGGCUACAGUGUAACCCCACCGUUGAUUGCUUGGAUUGGACUAUUAUUUCCUUUUCCUAUAGGAAUGAUAACAAUGAUAUCAGGAUUAGCUUUAUCAGCAUAUUUUGACACUAUGCUAAGAGGAUACCCUCCAUGGUUCAAGGCCCUAAGAUUUACCCUGAGUUUUUUUGCUGUGCUUUCUCUGUGGACAACUUUUGUUUGUCGAUAUCUGUUAGAUCACCCACAAGAAAACCGGGACGAGUUAACUAACCAAUGA